Molecule: messenger RNA, 771 nt
Organism: Zootoca vivipara (common lizard)
Lineage: Eukaryota; Metazoa; Chordata; Lepidosauria; Squamata; Lacertidae
Source: RefSeq, a predicted model, not a curated record
AUGGCCUUCAUUGAUCUUAGAAUAGGAAAAGUACUUCUAGUGCUCCUUUUCUUGUUUAAGGCCAUGCUGGCAUUGUCACCAGCAGAGGAUGACAGACUGGAACACUGGCACAGUAAAGCCUGCAAAUGUGAUUGUCAGGGAAGUCCAAAUUCCGUAUGGUCCUCGGGGACGAACAAUCUGGAAUGCAUGCCAGAAUGUCCCUAUCACAAGCCACUUGGUUUUGAGUCUGGAGCUGUUACUCCAGACCAGAUAACCUGCUCCAGUCCAGAGCAGUACACUGGAUGGUACACUUCAUGGAUUGCAAACAAGGCCCGGCUUAACGGGCAAGGUUUUGGGUGUGCCUGGCUCUCCAAAUACCAAGACUCAAACCAGUGGCUGCAGAUUGACCUGAAGGAAAUCAAAGUGAUUUCAGGAAUAAUCACACAAGGACGGUGCGAUGCCGACGAAUGGAUGACGAAAUACAGUGUGCAGUACAGGACUGACGAGAACCUGAACUGGGUCUAUUACAAGGAUCAGACAGGAAACAACAGGGUUUUCUAUGGAAAUUCAGACAGGUCAUCUUCCGUGCAGAACCUUCUGCGCCCACCCAUUGUCUCGCGCUACAUUCGCUUGAUACCACUUGGCUGGCAUGUUCGCAUUGCCAUCAGGAUGGAGCUGCUUGUGUGCAUGAAUAAGUGUGCUUGAUGCUAAACUUCAGCCCCACAUGACAUUGCAAGGGAGGCAUUAGCAAGAUAUAGAAGUACAAUGAAUAGAAUGAGUAGGUUCCUCAUG